Octopus sinensis (East Asian common octopus) is the source of this 3200-nucleotide messenger RNA. RefSeq names its product disks large 1 tumor suppressor protein. Gene Ontology annotation, cellular component: neuron projection; neuromuscular junction; postsynaptic density membrane. The transcript is spliced from 27 exons. Lineage: Eukaryota; Metazoa; Mollusca; Cephalopoda; Octopoda; Octopodidae. Gene Ontology annotation, molecular function: kinase binding. The coding region runs from base 398 to 3076 and encodes 892 amino acids. Gene Ontology annotation, biological process: chemical synaptic transmission. The record is from RefSeq and is a predicted model, not a curated record.
CCUCUCUUUCCUGCUACUCCGCUGUCUUGGUGUCACCAAACCUACCUUCGACCCGCUUCAACGAGACUGCGACUACCGCCACCGCCACCACCUCCGUCACCACUGCAAGGAUUACAAACCUCAAACCGGAGCUUCUGUACAUAUCACACACCACUCACACAUACAUAUAUAUAUAUAUAUAUACACAAAACAAUCUAUAAAUAUAUAUAUAUAUAUACACAUCUAUAUGUAUAUAUACUCACCCCUUAACAUAUAGAUAUUUCGCUGAUCGUUGGCAAAAAUAUAUAAAGAAAGAAAGGGAAAAACAAACCUUUGACCGCCGCCACCACCUCUGCUAGUAUUACUAAUUAAGGGAAGCAGUUAGUGUGGACGGAUCUAUCUAUAAUUGAGGAACAACAUGCCCGUACGCAAGCAAGAUGCCCACAGGGCAUUAGAAUUACUUGAGGAUUACCACAGUCGCUUGACCAAGCCACAAGACAAAGCUCUAAAAAAUGCUAUAGAGAGGGUCAUCAGGAUUUUUAAAAGCCGUUUGUUUCAAGCCCUAUUAGAUAUCCAGGAAUUUUACGAAGUAACACUUUUAGAUGAUUCCAAGUCAACACAACAGAAGACUUUGGAAACUUUACAGAUUGCCAGUAAAUGGGAAAAGGAGCCACCAAUCACAAAUAGCCAACCCAAGUUCGACAAAACUCUAUCCCCAACUGAAGAGGAACUUCCACCUCCCCCACCGGAGUUGGCUGAAAAUAACCAAAGUGGCAACCAUCGCACAGCUACGCCACCAGUCAACAAUGCCGACCAGUCUGUUGCAGUUCCUGCAAGUAGUCAUAAUAAUGCCAUAACAGUUGCCACGGCAUCUAUCAACAAAUCUCUUGAUAUUGACGAUGUCGAUGCCAAAGAGCAUGUUGAUUUUGAACAAGAUUGGGAAUAUGAAGAAAUUGCUUUGGAGAGGGGCAAUACAGGAUUGGGGUUCAGCAUUGCUGGAGGUAGCGACAACCCCCACAUUGGAGAAGACCCAAGUAUCUACAUCACCAAAAUUAUACCUGGUGGAGCAGCUGCUGCUGAUGGCCGGCUAAGGGUUAAUGAUAUCAUUGUGAAGGUUAACGAUGCCAACGUUGUGAACGUCUCUCAUCAAACUGCUGUUGAAGCACUGAAGAAGGCUGGUACCAGAGUUGUCUUGUUUGUAAAGAGACCCAAUUCACUGGAAAACAAUCUGAUACAUAUAAAACUUGUAAAAGGGAACAAAGGUUUGGGCUUUAGCAUUGCUGGAGGUGUGGGCAAUGAACACAUUCCAAAUGACCACGGUAUAUUUGUAACCAAAAUAAUAGAUGGUGGGGCUGCUGAACAAGAUGGCCGUCUGCAAGUUGGUGACCGUUUGCUGUCGGUGAACUAUGAGGAUUUGGACAACGUGACACAUGAAGAAGCAGUUGCAGCUCUCAAAGCGACGUCAGAUGUUGUGAAGUUAGUGGUUGCCAAAUCCUCGUACAUACACGAUUCUGUACCUCUUGAUGCUCCUUCGCCAAGCCAAAUGAGAUCAGAAGAUGUACAAGACACCUCAAUUACUGCAGCAACCACCACCACCACGACCCUUCCCCACAAUACCUCGACAUUCCAACGACCAACUACUCCACGUCCACUGACAGAUCCUGACUCUCCAGAACCAAGAAGAAUAGUUCUAAACAAAGGCUCGACUGGUCUAGGAUUCAAUAUUGUUGGUGGUGAAGAUGGAGAAGGGAUUUUUGUUUCAUUCAUUUUGGCAGGGGGACCUGCCGAUCUCAGUGGAGAGCUUCGACGAGGUGACCAAAUACAUUCGGUAAAUGGCAUUGAUCUACGAUGGGCUACCCAUGAAGAGGCUGCAGCAGCCCUCAAGGGUGCAGGUGACACUGUAGAAAUUGUAGCUCAAUACAAACCUGAUGAAUACAAUCGGUUUGAAACAAAAAUUCAAGAUUUACGGGAACAAAUCAUGAACACAAGUACUGGCAGUUUACGAACAACACAGAAACGAACUCUUUAUGUCAGGGCCUUGUUUGAUUAUGAUCCCACAAAAGACAGCGGAUUGCCAAGUAAAGGCUUAGCAUUUAAAUAUGGGGACAUCUUACAUGUAACCAAUGCCAGUGAUGAUGAGUGGUGGCAAGCCAAACGUAUCACCCCAGAAGGGGAAGAAGAAGGAAUGGGUAUAAUCCCAAGUAAAAGAAGAGUCGAGCGUAAAGAGCGGGCACGGUUGAAGAUUGUCAAGUUUACUGGCAAAGGGAAUGAUAAGGUGGCAGCAGCAAAUGAAAAAAGGAAAAGCAAUUUCUCCUUCUCUCGAAAGUUUCCGUUUAUGAAGAGUAAGGACCAUAGCGGUAGUGAAGAUGUAAGCGCUGAUGAACAAGAAGGCGAUUGCCCUGGCCAAGGUCCUCCUGAGAAGAAACCAGGUGGAUUAGCCAGUGAUAGUAGGGAAGGUAGUCUUCGUGGUGAUGAACCUAUCUUAUCAUACGAAGCAGUCAUACAGCAGGAGUUGAAGUACACACGGCCUGUCAUUAUCUUGGGGCCCUUGAAGGAUAGGAUAAACGAUGAUUUGAUCUCUGAAUUUCCUGACAGAUUUGGCAGCUGUGUACCACAUACUACCCGACAACGGAGAGAGAACGAAGUUGAUGCCCGUGACUACCAUUUUGUUGCAUCUCGAGAGCAAAUGGAGCGAGACAUUCAAAACCAUCUUUUCAUUGAAGCUGGCCAGUACAAUGACAAUCUUUACGGAACUAGUGUUGCGUCAGUGAAGGAAGUUGCAGAAAAGGGCAAACACUGCAUUUUGGACGUCAGUGGUAACGCAAUCAAGCGGCUACAAGUAGCAGGAUUAUAUCCAAUCGCAGUUUUCAUCAAACCCAAAUCCGUGGAAUCUAUAAUGGAGAUGAAUAAAAGGAUCACAGAGGACCAGGCUAGAAAAACUCAUGAAAGAGCAAUGAAACUUGAACAAGAAUUUGGAGAGUAUUUCACAUCUGUCGUACAAGGGGACACAGCUGAUGAAAUCUAUGCAAAGGUCAAAGAAGUGAUCCGUGACCAGUCAGGACCAACAAUAUGGGUGCCAGCCAAGGAAAAACUCUGAAAUUCAUCUUUUAUGAUUAUCUAAAUUGGAAAAGAUUGAAAACAACAUGCAAAGCAAAGCAAAAUUUUCAAUAACAAUAUACAUGCAUAUAUAUAUAUAUAUAUAUACACAUACAUACAUAUAU